AUGGCGGAACAACGAACUAUUCACCAGCCGAUUCACCCCUCCGUCCGUGCCCAGCUGGACCCGGAGUACGUCGCCCUGCAUGACUCCAUCAUCCAGUACAUGGAGCCCUCCGAGGCCCAGCCCUGGGACCCCGCCUCGCGCCACAGACCCAACCCCCUGGCGCACACGACGCAGAAGCUGUCGCCCGUGGGCAAGACGUGGGACGAGGAGCUCGGCGGUGGCGUCCAGGCGCGCGUGUUCGUGCCCGAGGGUGAGGCGCCCCCUGGAGGGUGGCCCUGCUUGGUCUGGCUUCACGGCGGCGGCUGGGUGAACGGUGGUUUGGACAGCGAGAAUGGCUUCUUGACACACGUUUGCAAAUGCUGGAUAGAUGUCCGAUGCGUGGUCGUCACCGUCAACUACCGCCACGCCCCUGAGCACGUCUAUCCCGCCGCCGUAGACGACUGCCUCGCCGGUCUGAAGUGGAUCCUCGAGCCGACGCAAGCGUCCCGGCUCAACAUCAACACAAGCCUCGUCACAAUCGGAGGCGUCUCAGCAGGCGGCAACCUCGCCGCGAUCCUCACCAUGAAAGCCUCCCUCGCGAACAUCACGCCCGCGCCCAUUUCCCAGCUCCUCAUCUGCCCCGUCAUCGACAGCACCGCCACCGCGGAGACGGGCUGGGCCACUUCCAAGCACGUCCCCUGGCUGACGCCCGGCCGUAUGGCGUGGUACCAGAACCUCUACUUCUCGCGCCCCGAGGACAAGACGCAGUGGGAGGCCUCGCCGUGCUUCGCUCCUAAAGAGGUCCUCGCCCGCAGCCCCAGGACGUGGCUUGCCGUCGCCGAGGUGGACCUGCUCACGCCCGAGGGCCUCAAGUAUGCAGAGCAGUUGAAGGAUGCUGGGGUGGAAGUUCAGACGGAGGUAUACAAGGGCGCGACGCACUCUGUUCUUGUGCUUGCCGGGUUAGUAUCCUCCAACUCCAGUGCUUUCGACUACAGUUUCUCUGACCUUCAGAUUAGUGUCCAUCAGAUCAGCAGGAAGAUAGUUCACGACGCCUGCGCCGUGCUUGCAGAGGGUUUUGGUUCAACAUAUGAUCCUGCCUCUGCCCCUAUCUUGUCCCAGCAGGAGUAG
This is a messenger RNA of Colletotrichum spaethianum, 1107 nucleotides long. RefSeq names its product AB hydrolase superfamily protein. The record is from RefSeq and is a predicted model, not a curated record. NCBI's taxonomy places the organism in Eukaryota, Fungi, Ascomycota, Sordariomycetes, Glomerellales, Glomerellaceae. Gene Ontology annotation, molecular function: hydrolase activity. The coding region runs from base 1 to 1107 and encodes 368 amino acids. The transcript has 3 exons.